ACCACCACGUCAAGCCAGCCACCACCACCAAAACAGCGGGGCCACUGCGCUAGACCUGACUUGGACGACGACUCGAGCCGAGACGGCCAUGAGUCGGACCACAGCAGCGGGCUCAAUUUACACCGAUCUCCAAGCUUCCCAUGCUCUCAAUACCAAGUACCCUGGCAGUACGAUAGGCGCGCUCCUUUGCCCCGGCCUCCAUGGCCCAUUCAUCUCGUCUACUUACUAUGUAUGUACCACCAUACCCAGGCCACUAGUUCAUCACAACCAAGCCCGCUCAACACCUACAUGCCAUCACCGUGA
This is a messenger RNA of Bipolaris victoriae FI3, 303 nucleotides long. RefSeq lists its product as hypothetical. The record is from RefSeq and is a predicted model, not a curated record. The transcript has a single exon. The annotation marks the transcript as partial. NCBI's taxonomy places the organism in Eukaryota, Fungi, Ascomycota, Dothideomycetes, Pleosporales, Pleosporaceae.